AUGGCGUCAAUGGAUGAUCUCUUAGCGUCCUUGUCAGGCGAUUUACAUGCUGGGCCAAAAGGAAAUGAUUUGCGUGAUUUACAUGCGAAACUCACUUCGACAUUGAAUAACUCAAUUCCUCAUAUUCACCAUCGACCAAUCCCCCCACCUGCAACAUCCAUUACUUCAUCUGUAGGAGGACCAUUGCCGCCUCCUGCACCCGCAUCAUCGUGGAAUACACCACCACCAAAUACCGGAUUCCUCUUCUCCUCUUCACCACAACCUAAAUCUUUCAACAAGAUAUCGUCUUCCCCUAAUAAUUAUAAUAACAUUUCCAAGAAAGAAAAAGGAUUCGUGCCUACAACCAUUCAGGAGAGGGAUGAACGGGACCAAUCCUUCCAGAAUCAAAGUCAAAGUCAAGGUCAAGGUCAAGGGAAUGGAAAUGGUCAAGAAGACAGACCAUAUCACGCUUCUGUCUUACCCAUCAAAGCCAGUCCAAAAGAGACUCCAGGUUUCGCAGAGGAUGCAUUCAGACCUAUAUGGGAUGGUCAAGAAAGAAAUCAAUGGAAUGGUUUCAAACAACAGGGUACUUAG
This is a messenger RNA of Kwoniella shivajii, 573 nucleotides long. RefSeq lists its product as uncharacterized. Lineage: Eukaryota; Fungi; Basidiomycota; Tremellomycetes; Tremellales; Cryptococcaceae. The record is from RefSeq and is a predicted model, not a curated record. The transcript is spliced from 2 exons. Bases 1 to 573 code for a protein of 190 amino acids.